Beta vulgaris subsp. vulgaris (sugar beet) is the source of this 1883-nucleotide messenger RNA. RefSeq lists its product as hypothetical. Lineage: Eukaryota; Viridiplantae; Streptophyta; Magnoliopsida; Caryophyllales; Amaranthaceae. Gene Ontology annotation, biological process: protein ubiquitination. The record is from RefSeq and is a predicted model, not a curated record. The transcript is spliced from 8 exons. Gene Ontology annotation, molecular function: ubiquitin protein ligase activity; protein binding. The coding region runs from base 317 to 1408 and encodes 363 amino acids.
CUCCUAUCACGUGGAAGAAGAGCCUCUAAACCUCGAUUCUUUGACGUUCGUGUCAAAUGGAAGAACUAGACCUGCCUAUCUACGGUUCUUCAACCUACUUUGCAUUUAGCAAUUUAGCAUUUUCUAACUCAUAAUUAACUAGGGAAAAAACAAAAAAAAAAACUCGUCUCACCUUUGCGAAAUUUGGGAGAAAAAAAAAACACUCACAGUUUCUCUGUCUCUCUUGUCUCACGCUUCUCGGAACGGCUGCACGCCGGCGUUUUGGGCGGCAAUUAGCUGCGCCACAAAUCACCCAAUCGAGCGAGUGUUAGAAGAAAUGACCCCGGUUUGCCCAUUUGUCAAAGUUGCUCGGCCUGAUGAUGCAUCUUCAAAACGAAAUGGUGAAAACCAAAAUAAGCAUGCAGCAGAACAUGAGAGUAAAUCUAAAAAUGAGAGUGUUGAUUCUGCCAUGAUUGAGCCCAAGUGCCCUCUUGGAUAUGAUUCUCAUUCGUUUAAAAUUGGCCCUCUUAGCUGUGUCCUUUGCCAAGCCCUUCUUUUUGAGAGCAGUAAAUGUGUGCCUUGCUCCCACAUAUUCUGCAAAGCAUGCAUUUCGCGAUUUAAGGACUGUCCAUUAUGUGGAGCUGAUAUUGAGAAGAUUGAAUCUGAUGAAGAAACUCAGAAGCUUGUUGAUAGGUUCAUUGAUGGUCAUGCCAGAAUCAAGAGGCCUCAUGUUAGUAAGGAUGCUGAGGAGACAGUUACUAAAAACAAACCUGUGAUAUAUGAAGAUGUCUCACUAGAGAGAGGUGCUUUUCUGUUUAAGCAAGCCAUGAGGGCAUUUCGUGCUCAGAAUGUCGAAAGUGCCAAAGCCAGGCUCUCUCUUUGUGCUGUUGAUAUCAGGGAAGAAUUAGAGGAAUCUAGUAACAAGCCAGAGUUGUGCUCACAACUUGGGGCUGUGCUGGGAGUGCUGGGAGAUUGUUGUCGUGCAAUGGGGGAUUCUGCAUCUGCUAUCACCUACUUUGAAGAAAGUGUCGAAUUUCUGUCACAAUCGCCUUCUGAGGAUAUGGAGAUUAUACAUACUCUCUCCGUUUCACUGAAUAAAAUUGGAGAUCUAAAGUACUAUGACGGAGAUCUGCAAGCUUCAAGAACUUAUUAUUUUCGAUCUUUGGACGUUCGUCGUAAUGCCUUGAAAAAUCAUUGUGAUUCUGCGUCCCUGACUUUAGAUGUAGCUGUUUCUUUAGCAAAAGUGGCUGAUGUUGAUAGAGGGCUCAGUAAUGAGGAGGGAGCUAGUGCUGGUUUUCGUGAAGCUAUAAAUUUGUUGGAAUCCUUGAAGAUAGACUCUAGUGAAGUAGCCCUCGAACAACGACGCCAAUCAGUGUUGGAGUUCCUCAAUGGCCAAAUUGCUGAAAAACAACCUGAUCAAACCAAUUAAAGAUCAGCAAUUCUGGACGGAAAUUGUGAAAGAAGACCUCUGUAUGAAUCUACUUGGACAAGUAUUUGUGUAAUAUAAGCUUGUGUUUGUCGAGGUGAUGAAGAACCUGAAGCUGAUUGGAAUUCGGAGUUUCCUUUAGGAGAAGCAUUUGAAAGCUCGGAAACUUGAAGAUUUUAUGCCAACCUACUACACUAACAUGUCAACAGAAAAUGGAACCAACCCUCUAUGUGCUAUUGGUUCUCGGUAUGUUCUUUGCAUCACUGUGUCUGUACUCAUGUAAACCCACUUUCCAUGUCCAUAAGAUGAUGACGAUAUGCUUUUUUCACCCCGCUUUGUACUAUCGUACCUGGGAAAAAAGUUAUUUUUCUCUGAAUUAUCAUAAUCAUAGUAAAGAACCGCGUUGGUGUACUUGUGACCUUAAUGUUGUAUAAUAUAUCUCCAGCUGUGAAAUAGUUUGCAUCCUGUGUUUGCUCAA